Messenger RNA from Leptonychotes weddellii (Weddell seal), 2278 nucleotides. Lineage: Eukaryota; Metazoa; Chordata; Mammalia; Carnivora; Phocidae. The record is from RefSeq and is a predicted model, not a curated record.
CGCCGCGCUCCGCUGCCCGCCCCUCUGGGAGUCCUGGUACCACGUCGGGCCGGCGCGAUGGGCAAGAAGGGCAAGAAGGAGAAGAAGGGCCGUGGGGCGGAGAAGACGGCUGCCAAAAUGGAGAAGAAGGUGUCCAAGCGCUCGCGGAAGGAGGAGGAAGACCUUGAAGCUCUGAUAGCCCAUUUCCAGACACUGGAUGCUACAAAGACUCAGAUCGUGGAGACACCAUGCCCCCCACCUUCACCAAGGUUACAUGCCUCACUCUCUGCUCAUCCUGAGAAAGACGAAUUAAUCCUUUUCGGAGGUGAAUAUUUCAAUGGCCAAAAAGUAAAACAUUUAUGUAUAAUGAACUGUACAUCUACAAUAUCAGGAAGGACUCCUGGACCAAAGUGGAGAUCCCCAAUCCACCUCCAAGGCGCUGUGCUCACCAGAUCAACAGGAGGCCCUUCAGGUCGGAGUGGACAUCGGAUGGUAGCCUGGAAGAGACAGUUAAUCCUUUUUGGUGGCUUCCAUGAGAGUACAAGAGAUUACAUCUACUACAAUGAUGUGUAUGCCUUUAACCUGGACACGUUCACUUGGAGCAGACUGUCCCCAUCAGGGGCUGGGCCCGCACCUCGGUCAGGCUGCCAGAUGUCCAUCACCCCCCAGGGCAGCAUUGUCAUCUAUGGGGGCUACUCGAAACAGAGAGUCAAGAAAGAUGUGGACAGAGGCACCCAGCAUUCAGAUAUGUUCCUGUUGCAGCCUGAGGACGGAAGAGAAGCAGGCAGGUGGGCCUGGACCCGGAUUAAUCCUGCAGGAGCCAAGCCCACUCCGAGGUCUGGCUUUUCGGUGGCUGUGACCCCGAACCAUCAGACACUGCUCUUCGGGGGUGUGUGUGACGAGGAAGAGGAGGAGAGCCUGGAGGGGGACUUCCUCAACGACCUGCAUUUCUAUGAUGCCGCCAGGAACCGCUGGUUUGCGGGGCAGCUGAAGGGACCUAAGUCAGAGAAGAAGAAACGUAGGAGGGGCCAAAAAGCAGAGCCCGAAGGUGCUAACAAGCGGGAGUGGGGGGGAGCCGGUGCCCAGCAGCCGCUGGAGGUGGUCAGAGAGGUGGUCACAGAGGACGGGACCGUGGUGACCAUUAAACAGAUGCUGGCUGCCCCGGGCUCGGCUGGACAGCCCCCAUCCGACGAGGAGGACAGCCCUGAUGAAGCCGGCGGCGCUGUGGUGGAGCCGAGCCCCCGCUCGAACGCCAUGCUGACCGUGAAGCACGGCCAGCUCUACCUGUACGGAGGCAUGUUUGAGGCAGGUGACCGCCAGGUCACCCUCAGCGACCUGUACCGCCUAGAUCUGCACAAGAUGCAGGAGUGGACGGCCUUGGUGGAGAUGGAUCCAGGAACUCAGGAGUGGCUGGAGGAGACGGACUCCGAAGAGGACAGUGAUGAGGAUGAGGGUGCCGAGGGCGGGGACGAGGACGAGGACAGCGGCGGGGAGGCUGGGGAUGUGCUCUCAAGGCAAGCUUAAGUUUUUGAAAGAACAUUCGUACGUGGAGUGCAUUUGAGCGGCGCCGUGUUGGUUUCUUGGAUGGAGUGAAGAAUGCCCUCGCCAUGUGAUUUCUUUAAAUUCGGUGCCCGUGAUCGCCCCAUCAGGCGGUGAGCGGGUGGCCUCUGGAGCUGCCAGACCCAGGCCGCCGUCCUGGGCUCAACUUGCUUCCUUCCCGCCCCCUCCUUCCCCACGGAGCAGCUCCCGCACGCACGGUGCUGCCCGCCGAGCGGCUUGCGGACGGCCUGCUCAGGCCCCACCAGUGUCGGGUAGAGCUCACCCUGGACAACGUGGGGCCCCACGCCGGGAAGAGAGCAGCCCACGCCGUGGCAGACGCUUUGUGCGACGACUUGGCCUGAGCACUGUCCCCCCGCCCCCAGAAGUUGACCUGUGUGAGGUGCAGUUGCCUUCCCUCAGUAUCACUGGGUGUGAUUUAAAAUAAAGCGGCUUUGGGACGCAGCCGCAGCGAGGUGGUGAUCUGUGCGGCCCCGCUUGCCCUGGUGGUGUUGGCGGGGCCCCGUGCUGGGGCGAGGCCCCCCCCGCUGCAGGCGGCACCUGGAAGACGAGGUGGCACGCGGGUGCUUUGUGGGCGGUUUCCCUUUGGCCAGACAAGAAGCCGCAUUCCUGGUUGAUGGUACUUUGUCGGCCUGGAGGUCUCAGCUCUGAUUUCUAGAAGUUCUUGGUGGCAGCCUGCCGACCACCUUUACACGCUUUGUGUCUCUGCCGAUCUUUGAAAUAAAGUUCCUGUUGGCUGGGC